This is a messenger RNA of Zingiber officinale, 956 nucleotides long. RefSeq names its product translocator protein homolog. Lineage: Eukaryota; Viridiplantae; Streptophyta; Magnoliopsida; Zingiberales; Zingiberaceae. The record is from RefSeq and is a predicted model, not a curated record. The transcript has a single exon. Gene Ontology annotation, cellular component: membrane. Bases 214 to 753 code for a protein of 179 amino acids.
GUAGAAAAUCGAAUGCGAUCCUGAACCGGCAAAUUCGGAGCCCAUCCACAAAGCAGGCACGUUGCCGACGACUGCGGUCCCGCUCCCACGUGCCGCCCUUUCACUUCCUCCACGUCCCCACACGUGUCUCCACCCCCACCGUGCCCCUUCUUCCUAUUCUCGUCCUAUUUUAAACGAUCAAAGCGGCCGUACGCCAUUCAAUCGUGUUCCUUCAUGGCCUCCGGGACUCUCAAACACCGGCCACCGGUGAAGGACGAACUGGCCACCGCCACUACCGAUUCGUCCACCGUCCCCGAGAAGACGAAAGACCAAAAGCUGGCCUUGGCCAGGCGCGGCCUCCGCUCCCUGGCCGUGGCCGUCGCCAUCCCGACCGUCGCCACCGCCGCCUCCAUCUCGGCGGCAGCGUCACCGUCGCGGACUCUGCCGGUGUGGGCCUUCCACGUGGGCUCGAUCCUCGUGUCCGGGCUGCUGGGCCUCUCGGCCUGGCUGGUGUGGGCGAAGGGCGGGUUCCACGGGCGGAGCGAGGCGCUGCCGCUGUACCUGGCGGAGCUGGUGAUGGAGCUGCUGUGGGCUCCGCUGCUCUUCGGCUGCGGGCCCUCGAGGUCGGCCAUGGCGGUGUGCGCGGCCCACUUCGUGGUGCUCUUCCUGCUGGGGCAGUGCUUCAGCCACGUCAACCCCGUCGCCGCCGACCUCAUCAAGCCCUACCUCGCAUGGGUAUCCUUCCUGGCCGUCGUUAACUUCCUGCUCCUCUGAGAUGUUCCCGAGAGUUCGUUUGUACGAAUGUAAACAAAUCUAGCGUCUUCUACUUUACUUUGUGCCAAUUAGAAGAGUCCUACUGUGUGAAGGGUAAUUAUAUAUAUGGUUAUUAGGAAAUGUAAACGUCCUUGCGAUGUUUUUUAAGAUCUAGUUUGUGUACUAAACCAAUUAAAGAUAUAGAUAAUUAUCUUAUACAUAAA